Nannospalax galili (Upper Galilee mountains blind mole rat) is the source of this 2788-nucleotide messenger RNA. Its product is annotated as zinc finger protein 345. Gene Ontology annotation, biological process: negative regulation of transcription by RNA polymerase II; regulation of cytokine production; regulation of immune system process. The coding region runs from base 253 to 2187 and encodes 644 amino acids. Gene Ontology annotation, cellular component: nucleus. The record is from RefSeq and is a predicted model, not a curated record. NCBI's taxonomy places the organism in Eukaryota, Metazoa, Chordata, Mammalia, Rodentia, Spalacidae. Gene Ontology annotation, molecular function: RNA polymerase II cis-regulatory region sequence-specific DNA binding; DNA-binding transcription repressor activity, RNA polymerase II-specific. The transcript is spliced from 6 exons.
CUUUGACUUUCUCCCCAGUGCCUUGUCGGGUCCGGAGUCCGGGGUUGUCCCUUGUCCUCAUCUGAUCGCUGUUGCGGGGGGAGCCAUGGUGAGGACGCAGAUGCCCUGGAAUCAGGACACGGCCGAGGACCCGGGUUGAAGAGACAUCUGUCAUUACAGGGGUCUAUAUCAUUUGAGGAUGUAGCUGUGGACUUCACCUGGGAUGAAUGGCAAGAUCUGGAUGCUGCACAGAGGGCCCUCUACAGAGAUGUGAUGAUGGAGAACUACAGCAGCCUGGUGUUCUUGGAGCAUUGCAUGACCAAACCUGAGUUAAUCUUCAAGUUGGAGCAUGGAUUUGGGCCAUGGAGUGUAUCAGAAGCCUCUGUCCAGAGCCUCCCAGAUACUCAUAAAGUGACUCCCAUGAUGGAAACUACCCAGGAAAAUGACAAUUUGUGGCAAGUUGGAAUCACUAAUAAUAAUACAUUCAAUGAAGAGAUUGUUGAAGCAGACCUAAGAGGGCAACAGACAAUCCAACAGAGAAAAUCCUAUGAAGGCAAAAGAUGUGUGAAGAUGUUUUACCAGAAGUUACUCCACAACAGAAAUCAGGUGUCUCACACAUGUGAGAAGCCAGAUGAGUCUCCAGAAUGUGCGAAAGUUUACUACAAUUUACAACUCACUCAGCAUCAGACCACUCAUACAAAUGAGAAGCUCCAUGAAUGUAUGGAAUGUGGGAAAGCAUUCUACAAGUCGAAUUUUGGUGAACAUCAGAAAAUACAUAUAGGUGAGAAGCCAUAUCAAUGUACAGAAUGCAAAAAAGCUCCCUCCUACAAGUCAAACCUCACUCAACAUCAUAUAACUCAUAGAGAUGAGAUGCCCUAUGAAUAUAAUCAGUGCAAAAUAGUGUUCCAUAGCAAGUCUGAGUUCACUGUGCAUCAGCAAACUCAUACAGGCGAGAAGCCCUAUCAAUGUACAGAAUGUGGGAAAGCUUUCAGCUGCAAGUCAAAGCUUAUUGUGCACCAGAGAACUCAUACAGGUGAGAAGCCCUAUCAUUGUACUGUGUGUGGGAAAGCCUUCUGUACCAAGUCUGAGCUCACUGUGCAUCAAAGAACACAUGUAAGUAAGAAGCCUUAUGAAUGUAAACACUGUGAGAAAACCUUCUGCACAAUGUCUGCUCUCAAUGUGCAUCAAAGAACUCAUACAGGGGAUAGGCCCUAUCCAUGUACAGAGUGUGGGAAAGCCUUCUGCCGCAAGACUGACCUCACUGUGCAUCAAAGAACUCAUACUGGGGAGAAGCCCUAUGAAUGUAAAGAGUGUGGAAAAGCCUUCUCCAGCAAAUCUGAUCUCGCUACGCAUUUGAGAAUUCAUACAGGUGUGAAGCCAUAUGUGUGUGAGCAGUGUGGAAAAGCCUUCUACACCAAAUCUGACCGUACAGUACAUCAAAGAAUUCAUACAGGGGAGAAACCCUAUGAAUGUAAAGAGUGUGGAAAAGCCUUCUGUACAAUGUUUGCACUCAUUGUGCAUCAAAGAACUCAUACAGGGGAGAAGCCCUAUGAAUGUAAACAGUGUGGGAAAACCUUCUGCACAGUGUCUGCUCUUAGUGUGCAUCAAAGAACUCAUACUGGGGAGAAGCCCUAUCAGUGUGCAGAAUGUGGGAAAUCCUUCUGUCGCAAAUUUGCCCUUACUGUGCAUCAAAGAAUUCAUACAGGCGAGAAGCCCUAUGAGUGCAUGCAGUGUGGUAAAGCCUUCUCUUCAACGUCUGCUCGCAGAGUGCAUCAAAGAACUCAUACAGGGGAGAGACCCUAUCAAUGUACAGAAUGUGAGAAAGCCUUCCGCAAAAUGUAUGCUCUUAGGGUUCAUCAAAGAACCCAUACAGGUGAGAAACCCUACGAGUGUAAACAGUGUGGGAAAGUCUUCGCCAGAAAGUUUAGGUUCACUGUGCACCAAAGAACUCAUACAGGUGAGAAGCCCUAUGAGUGUAAACAGUGUGGAAAAGCAGUCUCCAAUAAAUUGGAACUCACUGAGCAUCAAAGUACUCAUAUAGAGAACCCCUUUGAAUGUCAUCAGCCUUGCCAAGACUUCCCCAGCAAAUCUGAUCUCACUGAGUGUCUGAGAAUUCAUACAGAUGAGAAGCCCUUUGAAUGUAAACUGUUGAAAAGCCUUCUGCAGAAUGUCUGCUCUCAGGGUAAAUUAGUGAAUUCAUACAAGUGAGACACUUAUCAAUGCACAAAAUAUGGGAAAGAAUCAAUUCAUAACUCAGAAAUCAGAUACCAUGUAAAUACAGAAAUGUAGGAAGCAAAUUUGAGCUCACUUUGUAUCAGAGAAUUUAUUGGGUGAGAAAGCUAUGUGAAAGAGCCUUCUUUAGUAAGUCUGAGCUAACUGCAUCAAAGAACUCAUAGAGGUGAGAGACUCCAUAAUUCUUACCAGUGUGUAAAAGCCUACACAAUCUCUGCUUACAAGUGUACCACAGAACUCACGGAGGUGAGAACUCUGGUCAAUUUACAUGAUGUGGUAUUUUCCUGCAGGUAUAAACUCAUCAUCAGAUAACUCAUAGGAGUCAUAAGCCAUACUAAUUUACAGAAUAUAGGAGAUGUUUCUGUUCUGAGAAUGUAAUUGCUUGUAGAGAACUCAUGCAGGUGAGAGUCCCUAUGAUUCUAAGCAGUGUAGAAAAUCCUUUUAGAGGAAGUUUCUUACUGCAGAGAACUCACAAAAUGGGGAAACUCUAUGGUUGUGAACAGUGGGGGAAAUUCUGCAGCAAGUCUGCACUCACUGUGCAUGAGAAAACUCAGGUGAGAGGCUCUAUGGGUAUAAA